CACCCUAAUCUAUGGUCUACAAAUCCAGUUGUUUAAUAAGACUUUAAUAAACCAAAAAAUGAUUUUUUUUUAAUUAAUUAUGAUUAUAAAUAAAUCUUAAGCUUGCUGUCUGAGAAACAGAAGAGAAAAUGGGGAGGAGAGAGGUGGAAGAGAAGGCAGAGCUUGUGAAGGAGAUCUGCUUCAUGGCUACGGCGUUCGCUUCCUGUAAGCAUCUCUGCUCCAAUGACAGGGAAAAAGUGCUCAUUGAUUGGUACCUUAUUCUCAAUGUUGAUGAGGAUUCUGGUCUGGAUGUGAUUCGGCGGCGAUAUAGACAACUUGCAUUGCAGUUGCAUCCAGAUAAGAAUAAUCACCCAAAAGCAGAGGUGGCAUUCAAGCUGAUCUCAGAGGCAUAUUCCUGUCUUUCUGACAAAGCUCGAAGAAAAAUCUUUAAUGGCGAGAGAAGCAGCAACUUCUGCAAAGAUUGCUAUCUAAAAUGGCAAUCUGAACGCCAUAAGAAGACCUCCAAUAACAUCAAAAUUAGUAAAAGCAACACCAGCAAGAAAAAAGAAGAGGAAGUAGACAACAACAACAACAAAAACAAGCCGAAGCUCAGAAGACAACAAUCAUUGAUCGAACGAGCGAGGAAAAACCAUAUUCUGCAAAAAUUGAAGCAAGUUCAGAUCAAAUUAAGAGAAGAAUGCCGGGUGAUCGAGUCUUGCCUUCAAGCCACCAUGAAUAAGAUCGGAAGGGAAUCACCCCUGUUUGAUCCCAUCAGUUUUUCGAAUUAUCCUUACCGACGACAGACGACGGAGUUGACGAAAGUGUCGCCGGCGCAUUCCUUCUCCGAGCCUUGCACGGCUCGGGGACAAGAGUCGCCAGUUUAUGAGGUAAGAUCUGACUGCUGGACAAGAAAACCAAAGCCCCAGUUUUCUAAAUUCUGAUUGU
Messenger RNA from Phalaenopsis equestris, 924 nucleotides. Its product is annotated as dnaJ homolog subfamily C member 17-like. The coding region runs from base 129 to 920 and encodes 263 amino acids. NCBI's taxonomy places the organism in Eukaryota, Viridiplantae, Streptophyta, Magnoliopsida, Asparagales, Orchidaceae. The transcript has 4 exons. The record is from RefSeq and is a predicted model, not a curated record.